Rosa rugosa (rugosa rose) is the source of this 6188-nucleotide messenger RNA. RefSeq lists its product as uncharacterized. The coding region runs from base 1793 to 6181 and encodes 1462 amino acids. The transcript has a single exon. Lineage: Eukaryota; Viridiplantae; Streptophyta; Magnoliopsida; Rosales; Rosaceae. The record is from RefSeq and is a predicted model, not a curated record.
GGUCUAAGAAACGUUCAGAAAGAUAGCUACAAGGUCGGUGUACAAGCCCAUAAAAUUGACCAGAAGAUAAGGAAAAUCUGGAAAUUUCUGACAGACCUUAUCUUGAAGGCUUUUCAAGGCUGCUUUUGGGCAGCAAGUUGAGGGGAUUUUUAGAAGAUCUUUAUACACUCUUAAAGAUCAACAUCAAGGCUGUUAUCUUGUUAAAAAUCACAUUCAAAGCUAAAAUGAAACCGAGUUAAAAGAAGGGCUAAAAAGGCAAUCCUAAGUGAGGCAGAUAAGGAAGUCACCUUCCUUAUCUCUUGGCAGAUUGUUUUGAGGCUUCUUGGGGAUCCUUUGUUGAGUUAUACACGUUUUAUAUGAGCUGUUAGCAUGUUUUAUAUCAGCUGUAAAGGAUCUACAAGUCAAAGAAUUCAGCCUAAGAAGAGAAAAUCAAAUAGAACAAGUAAACAAGCUUGGCCUAAUUGCAAGAGUGCCCUUGAAACUUGCAACUCCUACAUAAAGGGGCCUCCUUCCAUGUUUUAUAAAUAGAGUGACCAACCACAUACAGACCAUAUCACAUAAAAAAGAACCAGAGACACACCAAAGAAGAAGAAGAAGAAGAAGAAGCAAGACUGCAAAAUCACACCAGAGACGAUCGAUCACUGUUUCUCAAAGAUCGAUCAUUGAUCGUAUUUUUCCCAAUUUCUGAUUUUUGUUGUCUUCCUUUCUCAUGAACUCCUUUGUGUUUUUGAUUCCAAUUAUGUGUAACUAAAUUUCCAGUAGCUAGGGAGCUGUUGAAGCCCCUAGACAUGAUCCAUAACAUGCUUUGAUUUUCGGUUUGUUUUCAAUUAAUAAAGUUGAGGUUUUGUUUACCAAUUUCUCAUUGAUGAAUUCUAUGUUUGUAUGCUUUGGAGGACUACUUAGUAUGCAUGCUAGGGUUCUAAUACUUUGAUGGUUUGAUGCCUGGAUCAAUAGUUGGAUUCCUCAAAUUAUCUAGAGAAGUAAUUGGUAGUUUUCACUAGCAAGUAAACAAAAUCCUAGGUUUAGCAAGGCUCUAAGUUAUUUGCGAUGCCUAGUGAUUGCUCAAACUCUUUUCAAACUUAAUGAUCUCUGCAUGUUUAAUCUAAUAAACGUACCUUUAGGUUGCAUUGCUUGGGAAUAGUCUAGGUGUAGAGCACUUCCUGCCUAGCGUACAAGGUAAGAAAGAGUAAUAGGUUGUGUUCAAGCGUACCGAGCCAAUCUGAGUAUCUUCAACUAAGUUAAUUGGUGAUAAAUUGGACAAAGUGUGUUGUGUGUUAUUGUUGGGGGUGGAUACUUCCUUCCUAGCUAGUUUCAUUAUCUUGAUCUCAACCAACUUCAAAUCUGCUUCAAUUUCAUUUUUCUUUCUGUUCUCUGUUUUUCUGUAUUUUAUUUCCAUAGCAAAUCAACUCCAAAAUUCACCAAAUUUUGUGUGCUAGACUCUUUACGUGUGUAGUAUAUCUCUGUAAAUUUUCGUAUUUUUCUGGGUUGUUUUAGUUAGGUUUUUAGUUUGUUUUUCUACUGCGGUUCAGUAGGAGCUGCAGUCACGUUUUUGUGACUUUUGUUGAAGCCUUUAGUUUAUCUUAAUCCUCUGCGGGAGACCCUUAUUUCCCUAUAUUACAAUCGACAUAUUUGCAGGAGAAUAAGGAAAAUCAAUAGCUUUAAAAAGAGCUAUCAAUUUUUGGCGCCGUGUCGCCGGGGAUUACUUUUAUUCUAAUUGCUUCUACUAGUUUGUCUAAUUUGAUUUUUGUGUUAGUUUCUUACUUAGUUUUUCUUUGUUUGUGUUUUCAGGUGUAUGCUUACUCGUAGCACUGCACAAGGCAAUCUUACCCCCUUGGAUUCAGAAAUAGAACGCACUUACAAGUCGAAUAGAAAGCAAACGAAGGACACUAGUUUGCCAAUUGACGACACAACGGCGGGUUCUACUUCCUCACAAGGGGAGGAACACGGGAAAACUCCACCAAACUCACCUGCACGUUCAAUUCACGAGGACGAAAAGGAACCCCCAAUCCUCGCCAUGGUUGAACCAAAGCCAUUGAAGGAUGCUUUUGUUCCUACAGCUUCGGAGUCCCCCUCAUGCAUAGCUUACACACCACCGGGCAAUCAGGCCUUCUCCAUUCCUAUGCAGCUCCUUAACUCGUUGCCUAAGUACUCGGGCACGCCAUCUGAGGAUCCUAAUGUUCACAUUAGAGAAUUCUUGGAUAUUUGCAAGCUGCAAACCAUUCAGAACAUCCAACCAGAAGGACUCAGGUUACUUCUAUUUCCCUUUUCUUUAAAAGAUGAUGCAAAACGUUGGUUAUACUCGUUACCUGCAGGUAUCAUCACAACUUGGGAUGAAAUGGUGAAGAAGUUUUUGAAACAAUACUUCCCUGCUCAAUUGACCAAACGAUUAAGGAGGGAGAUUCAGAACUUCACUCAAAAGGAUGGAGAUACACUAUAUGAGGCAUGGGAGGAAUUUCAAGAGUUGCAGAGGAAGUGUCCCCAUCACAACUUCAGUCUGAAUGACCUUGUCCAAUUUUUCUAUGAUGGAUUGGACAUAACUAAUAGGGGCAGUGUUGAUUCUGCAUGUGGAGGUACUUUCAUGAAUAAAACAGGUCAAGAAGCAUAUAAUCUGAUUGAUGAUUUGGCCGACAACAAUAGACAAUUCUACACAAGAGAUAAACGUAUAAGAGGACGUGGAGUGUAUGAAGUUGAUUCAAGGAACCAAAUGGUGGCAGUGGAAAGAAAACUCGACAUGCUAAUGAAUGCCUUGGGCAAUGGCAUUAAGGCAACACCUCAGGUAUGUUCUAUUUGUUCCUAUUCUGAUCAUACUACUGAUAAAUGUCCUUUGUCUUCUUUGUCUGAAGAACAGGUGAAUUAUAUGGGGCAACAAAGGCCUAAAUACGACCCUUACUCGAACACGUACAAUCCGGGAUGGAAGGAUCACCCUAACUUCCGUUGGAGCGGCAAUGACAACGUGGUUCGACCCACCCAAGGUGUCUACAAUGGACCACCUGGAUUCCAACAAGGGGCUAGGCAGCAAAUCUAUCAACAAGCUCCCCCUCAACAAACCUCAAGCAAGUCUUUGGAAGAACUAGUCAAGGAGAUGACCAUAAACACCAAUGUCUUCAUCCAAGAAACAAGAUCUCAACUCAAGGAGCAUGGUCAAUCUAUCAAGAACUUGGAAAGGCAGGUUGGGCAACUUGCAACAGACAUGCACACUAGACUUCCUGGCACCCUCCCUAGCACAACAAUUCAAAAUCCUAAGGAUGGACGUAUGGCUGAGCUCAAUGCAAUCACUUUAAGGAGUGGUACACAAUUGGAAAAAGCUUCUGCGCAUCAAAGGGCACCCAUGAAAGGUCAAGAAGAAAAGGAGGAGCAAAGAAAUAUGGAGGAAGAGAAAAUCAAUCAUUUUGGGGCUGAUCAGAAUGUUCAUGCUUUUUCUCCUCCAAAGGUAAAAGAUCCUACUCCUCCUAAGUUGGUUACUUCAUGUAUUCCUUUUCCUCGCAGGUUCAUGAGCUCUAAGAAAGAUCAAGAAGAGAAGGAUGUCUUGGAAACUUUCCGUAAAGUCCAAGUUAACAUUCCUCUCUUGGAUGCUAUAAACCAAAUACCACGAUACGCCAAAUUUCUCAAGGAGCUUUGUACCAAUAAAAGGAAGUACAAGGAGAAGGAAACCAUUGCUUUAAGUGAAGAAGUGUCCGCUGUGCUCCUAAGAAAGUUACCUCUAAAAUUGAAGGACGCCGGGAGGUUUACAAUCCCUUGCACAAUUGGGGAUAAAAGGUUCGGUAAGGCUUUAUUAGACUUGGGUGCUUCAAUUAAUCUAAUGCCUUUUUCUGUUUAUGAGUCUUUGAACCUAGGUGAACUCAAGCCUACACCAAUAACUAUCCAAUUAGCGGAUCGCUCAAUAGUUCUUCCUAAGGGACUUGUGGAGGAUAUGCUCGUCCAAGUUAAUCAUUUGAUAUUUCCCGCGGAUUUCUUUGUACUUGACAUGGAGCCCGAGCCUGUGCCUUAUGACCUACCUCUUAUUCUUGGCCGGCCAUUCUUAAGAACCGCUCGCACAAAGAUAGAUGUCUUCGAAGGAACCUUAACAAUGGAAUUCGAUGGAGAUGUUAUAAGCUUCAAUAUCUUUGAAGCUAUGAGGUACCCUUGUGACGUUCAUUCCUGUUUUUCUAUUGAUACUCUUGAAUUUUUAGUGCAGGACACCUUUGAUGCAAGUGUGGGGGAAGACCCACUCAAGAAAACAUUGGAAAUCGGUUUAAACUCCCAGCAGCAAUCGACCGCAGGGAAUGCAGCGAUCGAUUAUUUGUCGUCUGCCAUAAAAGUUGCUGCUUCAUCUUCCAUGGUUUUCAACGAAGAAUUGCGGGAAUUAGCUGCUAUCCUUGAUGCUCCACCUUAUAUCCCAGCUAAGUUUAGUUCUAAAUUCAUUCACCUUCCACUAACUGAUGAAAAACUUGUUCCUUCUAUUGUUCAGGCACCCAAAUUAGAACUCAAACCAUUGCCCGAACACUUAAAGUAUGUUUUCUUGGGAGAGAAUGAGACAUUACCCGUCAUCAUUGCAGCCAACCUUUCUGUGAUUGAGGAAGAAAAAUUGGUGAGAGUUCUAAGGGAACACAAGUCAGCAAUUGCAUGGAGUAUAGUGGAUAUAAAAGGAAUAAGCCCUUCCAUGUGUAUGCACCGAAUUCUCUUAGAAGAAGGCACCAAACCAUCAAGAGAGGCUCAAAGACGUCUCAACCCACCUAUGAUGGAGGUAGUAAAGAAGGAGGUCCUUAAACUCCUUGAUGUGGGCAUCAUUUAUCCCAUCUCUGAUAGCCAAUGGGUGAGUCCAGUCCAAGUUGUACCUAAACGUUCUGGCAUCACAGUUGUGAAGAACGAAGACAAUGAGUUGAUUCCUACCCGAGUUCAAACCGGUUGGAGAGUUUGCAUUGAUUACCGCAAACUCAACACUACUACACGUAAGGACCAUUUUCCUUUACCUUUUAUUGAUCAAAUGUUGGAAAGACUUGCAGGUCAUGCAUAUUAUUGUUUCUUGGAUGGAUACUCCGGUUACAAUCAAAUUGCCAUUCAUCCGGAAGAUCAGGAAAAGACAACUUUCACAUGUCCUUUUGGGACAUUCGCUUACCGGAGGAUGCCUUUUGGCCUAUGCAAUGCCCCUGCAACAUUCCAAAGGUGCAUGAUGAGCAUAUUUUCUGAUAUGGUUGAAAAGAUCAUCGAGGUCUUCAUGGACGAUUUUUCUCUCCACGGUGACUCUUUUGAUUCUUGUCUAUUUAAUCUAUCUUUAGUUCUUAAAAGAUGUCAAAAAACUAACCUUGUUUUAAACUGGGAAAAAUGUCAUUUUAUGGUACAACAAGGUAUAGUUUUGGGUCAUAUUAUAUCUGCUAAAGGGAUAGAAGUAGACAAAGCAAAGAUAGAUCUUGUACGUUCUUUACCACCUCCCACAUCUGUGAAGGAGGUGCGGUCUUUUCUUGGCCAUGCAGGUUUCUAUCGACGCUUCAUCAAGGAUCAUUCAAAGAUCACAAGACCUUUAUGUCGACUACUUCAAAAAGAUGUACCUUUUGUCUUCGAUAAGGAGUGCAUGGAGGCAUUUGAAAAGCUAAAGAAGAUGUUGACCGAGGCCCCUAUUAUCAUGCCACCAGAUUGGAAUCUUCCUUUUGAGCUCAUGUGUGAUGCAUCUGAUUAUGCCGUAGGAGCUGUUUUGGGGCAAAGGGUUGAAAAGAUCCCUCAUGUUAUUUACUAUGCGUCAAGGACACUGAACGAUGCCCAGCUCAACUACUCCACCACAGAAAAAGAAUUAUUAGCCGUUGUUUUUGCUUUAGAAAAAUUUCGUUCAUAUCUUUUGGGCACUAAAGUUAUUGUUUUCUCUGAUCAUGCAGCCCUUAGGUACCUACUUACAAAGAAGGAAGCAAAGCCUCGAUUAAUUAGAUGGAUUCUCCUCCUUCAAGAGUUCGACUUGGAGAUCAAAGACAAGAAAGGAUGUGAGAAUGUGGUGGCUGAUCAUUUGAGUAGACUUGUGCAUAGUUCAAAGGAGGAAGAAGAUGCACUACAUUUGAAGGAAACCUUCCCGGAUGAGCAAUUGUUUGAAGUACAAGAAUUGGGAUCAGAAGGAAAAAUGAACGAUCGUACUUUGGAACCAUGGUUCGCAGACAUCGUAAAUUACAAGGCCACCAAGCUAAUUCCAGACAAAUUCACUCGAGCUCAAAAAGGAUAAGUUGAUU